Vicia villosa (hairy vetch) is the source of this 1441-nucleotide messenger RNA. RefSeq lists its product as uncharacterized. The coding region runs from base 125 to 1153 and encodes 342 amino acids. Gene Ontology annotation, cellular component: chloroplast. The transcript is spliced from 5 exons. NCBI's taxonomy places the organism in Eukaryota, Viridiplantae, Streptophyta, Magnoliopsida, Fabales, Fabaceae. The record is from RefSeq and is a predicted model, not a curated record.
UGCCAUUUAGUUGUUUUAAUGUAAAUAGUUGUUAAGGGCAAAGGAGAUGGUUUUAAUAAUGGUGGAGGAAAAGAUGUGAUAAAAGGAGGCAAGUAUAUAGGAGGUGUGAAAAUUGGAGAGGAAAAUGAAAGAAAAAAACAGAAAUAUGGUUGCCAUUUCAUUAUACAGAGGGAAUCUUCACCGAACACCCGAUGUGCCUCGUCGAUGGCUAAUGCCAAACCCUAAAAUCUCUCUCAAAGAUUUCAAAUCCCUUUUAGCUCGUCGUUCAAAGGCACUCUCUCGUUCUCAACCCAACCCUAACCCUAACCCUAACCUUCUAUCCACCACCACCACAAACCAUAAACAACUUCAACUUUCUAAUCAACCGCCGGAACUCGUUGAUUCCAACAAACCGCUUCAUGGAUCCGAUUUCGAGAUUGAUGCUUUCGACAAACCAUCUGACGCUGCUGCAACUUCCAUCGACAAACAUACCCACCCUGUUAUUGCAAAUGUGGAUCUGCAUCAUGAUAAAGACAAAAGGAAAAAGGAAGUUGAGGACAAGUUACAAGUUUUGAAUGCCAAGAAACAUAGUCUGGUGUUAGUUUUGAAGCAGAUUUUAAAUGCAGAGGAGGAUUUAAAGAGACGGAAUAGUUUGCAACAGCAAGGGGUUGUGAUGACGCGCGGCCCUUCUGUUCCACCUAAAGCUGAUGGGACCAAUGAUACUGGUUCAGUUACCAAAUAUUUGGCUCUGAGGUUGGGCUCUGAGGGAAAUCUUGGUGACCUCGAUGGUGUUGAAGCCGAUGAUUUUACUAAUCAUAAUAAUCAGCAUUCUCAACUUGUUCUUCGGACCAGUAGCAUGUCUCCUUCAUCAGAAUCCCCUCUUAGGAGGACUCCUAGUGUACAACAGAACAUGAUUGAACCAUGUUCAACUAGCAUGAGUCCAGGUCAAUCUGGGAAGGAGUACCCCAAUUAUGUUUCAAACCCUGCUCGGGCAAGUUUCACAUCUGCUGGUAGUCCAUCAUGCUUUGCUCACUCAGGACAGCAGGGGAAUCCACCAAACCUACCUUCCGCCUCUGUGUCAGGAACUAGUUACAUUGCAUCAUCCCCUUCUCCAGCCGCAUCUGGAGGUACUUCUGUUUAUAGAGAUGCUCAGCACCCAAGUCCAUGGAAAUAGAACUGUUUUCUUGUAACAAUGUCAAUGAACUAAUGUUGUUGAUUUCUGUACACUCUGGUUGCUGCACAUAAUGAUCAGAACGCGCUAUACUAGCUGUCUCUUAUGUACUGAAAAAUCUGUAUAUUGUUUUUGCUGGGGUACAUUUUAUGACUAAAAGUUAUUAUAUACUAAGUUUUGCAACACUAAUAAUUUAGGCUGUAUAACAGCAGGUCGAAGCUGUAAAUUUUGAAUACUGAUAGAAGCAUCAAAAUAUCCAAAGAUCUGUACAUCUGUUGAGGUCUUGAUUAA